Serpula lacrymans var. lacrymans S7.9 is the source of this 876-nucleotide messenger RNA. RefSeq lists its product as uncharacterized. The record is from RefSeq and is a predicted model, not a curated record. The coding region runs from base 1 to 876 and encodes 291 amino acids. NCBI's taxonomy places the organism in Eukaryota, Fungi, Basidiomycota, Agaricomycetes, Boletales, Serpulaceae. The transcript is spliced from 3 exons.
AUGGUGGUCAUCACACGUAGCCAAGGUCACAAAAUUGUUGAACAGAUGGCGCUUCGGAGAGCUGUCCAGUCUGUCAUCUUUGUAAUACAUGCAGAUUUCCUUGAUUCCUUUCUCGAUGCGGCGUUAUAUAACAACAACCUCGCCACAUCCGUACAGUCACUUCACAUUAUCUUCCAUCGCACCUUCCCCCCUAUCCCAAAGCUGCGCCAAUGUCUACUUGCAAUCAGAAAUGUGGUAGACUUGGAGCUGCAGCUUCCUCGUGCCUCAGCCGCUAAUUGGGUCCGCUUACUACAAGGGAUCCGUCUACCCAGACUUGAACUUUUACAUACAGACUGUCCGCCUUUCAGCCUCGCUCAAUUUCUUAAUGAGCACGCUGCCAUCACGCACUUGAACAUGUCAGGUCGAAACUAUCGAGGACACGAUUAUUACGAACUAGCAAAUACCCGUUUGUCCUUCUUGUCUGAAAUUGAGGGUCCCUCCUCCUGCGUAACGUCUCUGGUGCGGGAUAGUCCCACUAGUCGAGUAGCAGCACACUGCGUCAAUAAUGCAGACUUCGCGCUGCCUUUGAUUUGUCUACUGUCAUCAUUAUCCACUUCAACCACGGCUUUAACAGUUCUCCAGUUGGAUUUUGAUCCGACUGAUUACGACCUUCUUCGGCGCAUAGCAAAUGCCGCUCCAUUCGUUACAACCCUGAAACUGGUGGAGAGAAGUCGAAGUGUAUCUGUAAGGACCUUUCUUCUAGCUACAAUAACCAAUAAGGCUCAUAAAUUAGCACCUGCAGGCCCGAAUGCCUCGUCUGCGCCGAGCUUGGAACUUUUACCACCAAUGGGCGCAGGACCUCGCACAACUGAAGUGAUUGCAUCGAUUUGCGCUUAA